AUGCGAAAGUUAUCUGUUCCCCAGUCCACAACACCUUCCCACAAGUACUCCCGGCUGGGCUCCAGGUCGAGUUUGGCCCGUAUAAGUCGAACCAACACCAACGCAGACUCCGCCUACAAUCCGCCGUCUACUUUCGACAACCAGAGCUUGCGCACGCUUGAUCAUAUUCCCAGCGCCAAACCCAGUGUUUCGUAUCUGGACAAAUUAUGGACCCAAAUUGACGUGUUGGACGAUGUCCGGAAGAUGGCGAGCGACGUAAGAGAAAGAGGUUCGUUUUUCAACGAAAAAUUCAACAGUGAAUUGGAAGCCAUGAAGACACUGCAGGACAGAUUGAUCGACAUUAUGGCUUCACAGGACUUUGAUCUGAAUCUACAACAGGAGCGCUUCAGGGUUGAGCCUAACACCACCGACAAGCUUGACUCAAGUCUUUUCUCGUUUUUUGACAACGAGGGUCAGGACCGUCAGCACGUAUUAUACAAGAAAGAAAACUUUGACGAAAUGAACAAUUAUGUCCACGACAUCAAGGUACAGCUACAAAGAGUGGGGGAGGCCAUGGAGGACUUUAAUGGCGUUACUUCAGAGCAAUAA
Molecule: messenger RNA, 588 nt
Organism: Meyerozyma guilliermondii ATCC 6260
Lineage: Eukaryota; Fungi; Ascomycota; Pichiomycetes; Serinales; Debaryomycetaceae
Exons: 1
Coding region: 1-588 (195 amino acids)
Source: RefSeq, a predicted model, not a curated record